AUGGUGGCCAACCGCACAGUCAGGACGGGGCUCACAACGUCAGCCGUGAUCUCGUCCUGGACAUUCACCUCAGCCCUGCUGGGGGCACCGUAUCUCACCUACUGGCACGGCAUCGCCCUUCCCGUCUGGUGGGCAAACGGUCAGAGCGUCAUGAUCUGCUUCUUCGCAUACCUUGCCAUCCAGACCAAGCUCAAGGCGCCCAACGCGCACACGCUCCUGGAGAUCAUCAAGGUCCGGCACGGCGAGGGCGCGCACAUGCUCUGGACCUUCAUGGCCCUCCUCAACAACAUCUUCAACUUCACGUCCAUGCUUGUCGGCGCGUCCACCGCCGUUUCGUCCCUGACGGGGAUGGAUGUCUACGCCGCGACAUAUCUCCUACCUCUGGGCGUCGUCGUAUACACGUACUGGGGUGGGCUGCGGGCGACGUUCCUGACCGACUACAUCCACACCUUCAUCAUCAUGAUCAUCCUGGUGUGGUUCAGCCUGGAGGUGAUGCUGGCCGAGGAGAUCGGCUCCGUCGGCGCGCUGUACGACGCCGUCAGGAGCUUGCCGUCGGAGGGAACGGUCGAGGGAAACCACGAGGGGUCCUAUCUGACGAUGAAGAGUGACGAGUCGCUGUUCUUCGGCAUCAUCCACAUCGUCACAAACUUUGGCAUCGUCAUCAUGGACACUGGCUUUUGGCAGAAGGGCUUCUCUGCCGACGUGGCGGCCGCUGUUCCGGGCUAUGUCCUCGGCGGGAACGCGUAUUUUGCCAUCCCUUGGGCCUUUGGGACCGUCGUGGGACUUGGGGCUCUCGUUCUGGAGCAGACACCGGCUUGGCCGACAUAUCCUCGACGCCUCACCGACGCCGAGGUCGGUGCCGGCCUUGUCUUGCCGUACACCGCGUCUGCUGUGGCGGGCAAGGGCGGCGCAGUCGCCAUCCUUCUGAUCCUGUUCAUGGCUUGCACCAGCGUGGCAUCCGCGCAGCUGAUAGCCAUGAGCUCGAUCGUCUCCUUCGACGUGUACGGCACGUACAUCAGCAGAGCCCCCGACGAUCGGCAACUGAUCAGGUGGUCGCACAUUGGCGUGGUGGGAUCUGCCCUCUUCAUAUCCACCUUUGCCACGGUCCUGCAUAGAGCUGGCGUGGACCUCAACUGGUUGAUCUACAUGAUCGGAAUCGUGAUUUGUCCUGGUACCAUCCCGACCGUCCUCGCCCUACUCUGGAGAAGGCAGUCGGCCACGGCCGCGAUGGUAGCACCCAUCAUGGGGAUGCUGUCCGGGUUCUCGGUGUGGUUCGGUGCAGCCUACGCGCUGUAUGGAGACAUCAACAUCGGCACCACGGGCAAGACGCUGCCUUGCAUGUACGCCUGCAUCACGUCCAUGCUUGUGCCCUUGCCCAUCACCGUCGUCUUGUCACUCCUGAAUCCGGGCACGUUCGAAUGGGAGAAGCUUGCCCGACUUGAGCGGGUAGGCGACGGCAGUCCCACGACUCACGAAACGUUCGACCCGGAGGUGUAUUUCAGCCCUGAAAGGGUCGGAUACAUGAAGCGCAUGUCCAGUGCGGCAUUAUACUGGGCAGUGGCGACUAUUGUCGGGCAGGUGUUUCUUUGGCCGCUUCCCAUGUACGGCGCACGGAACAUCAUGUCCAGAGGUCUCUUCAUCGCAUGGGUUGUCGUCAGCCUAGUGUGGCUCUUCCUCACGUUGCUCAUCGCCAACUGCUACCCGCUGGUCGAUGGGGGUGUCGAGAAGAUAUGGCAAGUGGUUCGAUACGCCACCAAAGGAUCGUCUGAAUAUGCAGAGGAUGCCGGGGUGGAAUCACCACCGAUGGUCGAGGUUACAGCUCGAGCUCAUGGGAAGAAGUGA
Messenger RNA from Geosmithia morbida, 1842 nucleotides. Its product is annotated as urea-proton symporter. Gene Ontology annotation, cellular component: plasma membrane. Bases 1 to 1842 code for a protein of 613 amino acids. The record is from RefSeq and is a predicted model, not a curated record. Gene Ontology annotation, molecular function: urea transmembrane transporter activity. NCBI's taxonomy places the organism in Eukaryota, Fungi, Ascomycota, Sordariomycetes, Hypocreales, Bionectriaceae. The transcript has 3 exons. Gene Ontology annotation, biological process: urea transmembrane transport.